AUGUAUACUCUUAGCGUAUACCUAGCUGCCUCGUGGGCGCUCUCCGCCCAAGCCGGAUAUGGUUAUUACGACGAGGAGGCCUGCAUCGGCUCCUGUGACUGCCGAGAGAAGCUUUCUGGUGCUGCAGCAAGCCGUGCUUGUGAGACGUUGGCGCGGGUUGAAGUAGUAUCUCGCUGCCUGCAGGCUGCAGCUCAGCCCCAGGACCGACGCCGGCGCAUCGGCUGCGAGGGGGGCGUGGCGGGAGCCUGGAAGCGAGCUUCGUUCUCAGCUUUCUGCACAGACUCCAUUCGCGCCCACCGUCUCGCCCAAAUGUCCGGCUUUCCUUCCGGCUUCAGGCGCGGACGAAUUCCGUUCCUGGCCGAUGCUAGCGUCGGCCGAGAGGAUAGAGGAUGA
Messenger RNA from Cordyceps militaris CM01, 393 nucleotides. RefSeq lists its product as uncharacterized. Lineage: Eukaryota; Fungi; Ascomycota; Sordariomycetes; Hypocreales; Cordycipitaceae. The transcript has 5 exons. Bases 1 to 393 code for a protein of 130 amino acids. The record is from RefSeq and is a predicted model, not a curated record.